UCCCAGGAAAUCAAACGAUGCUUUGGUUUUAGUGAAGGAGGAGGAAAUCUGAUACAAGCUCUAGUGAUUUGCUUUAUAACCUCUUCUCAGGUUUUUCAGAAGAUGUGGUUUAAUCUGCAGGGAGAUGUUUGAAUGUGAAAGCAAGGCUUGGGAAUAUUUGUUUGGCUUUAAUCUCUUCUUUUGUUCAAGAAGCAUUGUCCUUAGAUAUUUAAAUGUUUCUCAGCACCUUUCUUAAAGACAUAAUUGGAAGUAUCUUUCUUAAACAUGCAUCCUUGAAUCUUGAGGAAUGGAGCUUUUCCUUUUAAUCUAGUCAAGGAGUUGGACUUCAGUGGUCCUCAAGGGUCCCUUCCAGCUCAGGGUUUUCUAUGGUUAAUCCAAUGUACGUUGAUUCAACAUUGCUUUUAUUUUCAGGAUAAACUGAAAAGCUCAGGGCAAUUGAUCUUCAACAGCCCUGAUGCUCUCAUCUGGGGUGGAGUCUGUCCUUGAUUCUUCUGCUUUAAUAGAGGAAUUGUACACGGGACUGCCAGAGAGCAUCUCCACAGACCUCAUGGCAGUGCCGGGGCCCAGCCUUGGGUUAGAUGCGCAGUCUGAUGGGCCAGUACCCGUGCUGGCUCACAGGGAUGGGCCAUGGACUUCUGCCGUGGGGAACUUUUGCCAGAAGACAAAGGAUUUGGGUGAUGUGCUCCAGGUGAUUUCUCAUGGGCCAGCAGAAUCAUGUCCUGAAGGAUUACUAUGGGCUGGAGACCUCAUGGAGAAAGAAAAAAGCAGAAAAAGACACUCUGGGAAACUAGCCUGUUCUAGUGAUGGAUACCAGAAAGAAGAUGAAGAGGCACAAGCUGCUGAGGACCACUCUGCUGAAUGUUGUCCUUUAACUCUGGGGGAAAGUUGGUCAGAACAAGAGGACCCUCACUUAAACCAGCAAGGGGCAAAGUCUUUGAGAACCUGUUGCACUGAAAUUGCAGGAUCUCUGAGGAACACAGAAGAAAACCAAGCAAAUGUUCAGGUGACAGCUGAAACUCUGCCAAAGCUCACUGAAGAAGUACAAGGUAUGAAGGCUGAUGGGACUAGGAUAUUUAGUAAAGCAGGAUACAGUAAUGACCGAGUGAGUAAAGGUCUUCCACCUGAGAGCGAUCAAUACCCAGACAUAGACACAGUCAUGGCCAGAGCUGGGGUUUCAGAAACCAGCAUCUUAGGUUUUCUAAAGCCUUUAAAAGUUACGGACAUUGGAGCAGCUGCAGAUCAUCCACAAGAAACAAGUGACUAUAGUGGGUCAAAAGCUCGUGCUGCUGUACCGUUGAGAACAGGGGGGAAUGGUGUCUCUGUUUUGGAGAUUAGAGAAGAAAAGUUACCCAGACAAAAUCCUCUUCAUGAAUUCAGUACAUCAUUUGCUAAUUGGCAGACUUGUCAGCAGGAUGAAGAAAAUUAUUUCUUUAAGGGUCCUGUACCUGAACAAAAUGAACCUCAUGAGUUGUUCCCAGCAGAAAGCUGUAGAACACUCUCCACACAAAGUUCUGAAGUUUUAUGUCCGGUUCUUAAAAGCAUCUGUUAUCUGGACUUUGGAAACAUGCCACUAGAAAGCAGUUCUGCAGUUCGUGGAAUUAUCAAUGAAACCCCCCAGAAGUACCUUCCCCAAAACAUCAAACAUCUUUAUGAUCGCGGAACUGGGUUUUUAGAAAACCAAACCUCCACAUCUGUACCAGUAGAGCAGAUCUCAGUAGUAACAAACAAAGGAUUAUCUAGUGCUGAUCCUACGGAAUUAAAUGCUACUAUUGGAAAAUCAUACAGCUCUGAAUCUGAAGAGGCUGCUGAAGUCUGGAGAAAAAUUGCUGCAGCAGAUAACACUGAAAUUUGUAGAUGGCAUGAAGCUCAAGAGGCUGCUAUUUUGGAGCAUUGUCAUCCUCCAGUUUUUAGUUCUGUUGCUUCAUCUCCUGAGGAGGUCUCGAAAGAAAAAUUUAAAAUAUCCCCAUCAGAAGGCGAAAAGUUGAAAAAGGACCAGUGGCAAUUCUCUGUCAGUGACCCAUGCAAGAAGGAUAUAAAAGAAAAUCGUUUGUGGGUGGAAACGAGUAACAUUGCUUCCCAUGGAACUGGGCAGAGAGACAUAUGCUUUUAUAGUACUGCCAGUAAAAUUCCUCUCAGUAACCACAGCUGUCUUGAUCUUGGUACCAAGCUGGAAAAAGACUCACCCAGGGCACAACUGCUUGAAAAGGAAUCUGAGAGCAAUACAACAUCAGAAGAGUUGGCUGACGGUUUAGCUGGAGCUGCAGAAGCUGCUAGUAGUGACAGCUUAUCCACUGGGAACAAAACAAAUUUGUUUUUUACACUAAAUGUAACUCUACCUCCUGUUUUACAAAAAUCAAGAGAACCUCAUUAUAAUGAGUGUCUUCCUUGUACUGCUAGUGAAGUUUCAUGCAGGGAUAAGGCUUGGGAUAAUCUGUCUAGAAGAGAAUUAAUUGGUGCUUCUGGAGCAAUAGUGGAACAAGUUGCUGAAGUUUUGCUUCAUAAAGACAAAUUCAAGUCUUCUGUAAAUGCCAUUACUUUUGAUAACCCUAAUACAGCAAGCAGAGUAUCCCAAAUGAACAUAAAAUCUUCUGCAGGAAAUACGGAGAGAGUGGUCACUGGUUUAGGAAAUGAACACUGUCACACAUGGAUUUGUAAUAAUCAGAGUAUAAAGAAACAGGGUACAGCUGCCAGUACUUCCUGUAUUUUAUCAGGGAGUACACGUGUGGAUGAAGUUUUCCUGAACAGACAUUCUUUUGGUGUUGAAGUUGAUAAGAUUGAAGAAAAUGAUAAUUUGGAAGGAGACUCUUCAUCAAGAUAUAACAGUAGAGAGGCAGUCAUCUUUCCAGAAGCACAUGCCACUUUGGCACAUGGAUCUCUUCUUUGUGAAAAUGACUGGGGCAACAGAGGUAUAGCUUUGCAUGGGAUAAAUGAUAUUACCACAGGAAAAACCAUGUUUUGCUCAGCUUCUACUGCUACUUUGGCAAGAGAUGAGAUUUCAAAUAAGGAUAGGGAGGUUGUGGAACAAUUUGAUCUUUGUAGAGUGAUGGGCAGCAAAAUUGUUUGUGACAGAGAUGAGGCAAAAGAACACACUGGCAUGCAUGCUUCCCAGACAGAUGAAUUUGAUAAAACAAGAGCUGUGGAUUCCCCAAAUGCUCCUGAAGGCAAUCAGAGAAGUAAGACUAGUCAACAGCUAUUAGUCAGAUAUUUGAACAAAAACACUUGUGCUUACAGUUUUGGAUUUUACAACUCUCUGUUAGGCCCAUGGAAGAGAGAAGUCAGCACAUGUGAGCAGGAACAAAUGCCAUUGCUCACAUCUGAUCCCUCUGGGUGCAGCACUUCAACCUGUGAUCCACACCCAGCACUGGCCAACGUGAAGGUUCCAACACAACAUGCUGGCCAAACAGAAGAGACCCUUUGUCCAAUGGGAAAAGAGUUUCAUCCACGCCAGAGUGAGUCUGAUGUCCCAGUGCUGGGCAGUGAGCAGCAUUCAGAAAGUUUAACCAACCAACCAAACACUGGCUUACAAACCAUGGGUGGUUUUGUGGGAAGAGAUGAAACUGAUCCUAAUCACAGUGAAGAGGUUUUGCUAGAAACAGGUGGUGACCUGCUUCUGUUAGACCAUAAAUUUACAAGAGAAGCCAGGUUUGAAGGAGCUCUGCAAGAGAAUGUAAUGGGUUUGGGCUCUUUAAUUGGUAUGAAAAAUGAAGAUUCUUCAGGAUACCUGGACUCCAUCAAUGAUCUAAUUGAAGAGAAGACAAUCAGACUACAAGAACGUGAGAACAGAUGUGAAAGAAACAAUAAAAGAAUUCUUAAAGGAAACUUUUCUGAUGACAAACCACAUUUCUCACAGCAGGCUCAUUUUAUCAAACAUGCAAAAGAGAAACCAGAGCUGGUGUUUGCAGGAACCAAAACGCAGCAAUCUUUGCCAAGGAUGAAGUGGAUGGUGGAGAACCAGGAAAAUACAAUUAGUGCUCAAUUUCUGCCCAUUUCAUCAAUUCACGGGAGUCUUUCAUGCAAGCCAGAAAAUAGGAAUGUGCUUUCAGAUACAGAAAACAGAGAAAGUUUGAGUAUAAAUCCUAUCUUAAAUAAUUCUCACCCACAGUUAACCUUUGAGCCUGGUAAAGAAACUGAUGCUCAGAGGGGCAUUGGUCCAUCUCAUUUUGGAAAGUUUGACAUCCAAGAGUCUUGUGUUGAGACUCAGGCAAUUUCAGAAACUGUGUCAGCUCUGAACUCCCAUAUAUCUCUGCCUGAGAAAGAAAAGCUGUGUAUGUCACCUGAGAGUACACAAAGACAUAACAGUGAUUCAUCUUCAGCUGAAGUUUUUAGCAAAGAUACUUCAGUGACAAAAAUUCUUUCUGUAACAAUUUCUGUUAAGAAAAAAUCCAGCAAUAUUGCAGUUCCAUCUUCAGGGAAUGAAUCAGCAGCUGGCUGUCUCUGUGGUGCCAAAAGCUCAAGAGUUUGUGCCCACAGCAAAGAAAGUCUGGAAGGUGAGGGACUUUGCACCCCAGUCGUGAAAGACAUGGACAUGAGCUCACCAAAAAGUUCUCCUGGUGAAGAGAAGUGUAAAAAUACAGAUAAGCCGGAAAGUAUAAAUGUGCUUUCAGAUCCAGAAAACAGAGAAAGACUGAGUAUAUCUGCUAUCUUAAAUAACUCUUGCCCACAGUUACCUUUUGAGCCUGGUAAAGAAACUGAUGAUCAAAGGGGUAUUCAUGCAUCCCAUUCUGAAAAGUCUGACAUCCAAGAGUCUUGUGUUGAGACUCAGGCAAUUUCAGAAACUGUGUCAGCUCUGAACUCUCAUGUAUCUCUGCCUGAGAAAGAAAAGCUGUGUAUGUCACCUGAGAGUACACAAAGAGAUACUUCAUCUUUGGACAAAAAAAUUAGCAAAGAUACUUCAAUUACAAAAAUUCUUUCUGUAACAAUUUCUGUUAAGAAAAAAUCCAGCAAUAUUGCAGUUCCAUCUUCAGGGAAUGAAUCAGCAGCUGGCUGUCUCUGUGGUGCCAAAAGCUCAAGAGUUUGUGCCCACAGCAAAGAAAGUCUGGAAGGUGAGGGACUUUGCACCCCAGUCAUGAAAGCCAUGGACAUGAGCUCACCAAAAGGUUCUCCUGGUGAAGAGAAAUGUAAGAAUACCUGUGUAGAAGAGAAGAUGGGAAAAGAGGUAGCCCCUACAGGAAAAUUGCCCAAAUAUUGUUCAUGGGCCUUCUUGGAAGAUUCUGAAGAGUCUGGUAGUGAAACAGUCCCCGUCAGGACUGAGAAUUAUGGAAAGGUUUUGGAAGCAAUCCCGAGAUCUAAACUAAAUAAUCUUUCUAAAGAAAAAGAAAGACAGAAGGGUGCAAAGCUCCCAAACUUAGCUGGUACCAGUGUGCUUUCAGAAACUGUGCAUGGUUGUCAGGCUGGAGCUGUAUCUGACACAGAGGCUGCCCCAGAAGUGCAGGAUGAUACAACGCCCACAUUUUCUCCACCUCUGAGCACACUAUCAGACAGUUGCAAAGAACCAUCCCCAAGCUGUGUGGUUUGCAGUGAAGCGUGUGUGCCUUACAAAUUAAAUGCACGAAGCAAAGAUAAUGUCAAGGAGGUAACAGAAGGCCAGGACAAAGUACCAACUCACACAGUUUGCAAGGAAAAUGGGGCUUUAGGUUCAGAAAGACUUGAUCAAAUAAAGGAAUGUCAAGUACUUAAACAACGGAAGUUUGGAAAGAUGGAAGUACAUCAGUUGGGCAAGGCACAACAAGAACAGAAGUUAGAACGUCAGAAGAAAGCAAAAAUCAUACUGCAGCCAAGUAUGUUGCACAGUUCUAAACUCUUGUGCAGCUCUUCAGCUGAGUUGAUGACAUCUACAAAUAAAAAGUUUGGAGGUGCUUCAGAGGAGAUCUGUGCUGUAAAAGCCAGUGGAAGUAAACUAUGUAGCACUUUAGAAGAAGUUAAAAGGCCAAAGACUACCACAGAUUUUAUUAGUUCACAGUGUUUGAAGUCUCAGGAUUCAGAAAUGGAAAACCCGAACCUUAAUUUAGGGUAUGAUGGGAUCCCUGGUGCCUUUGGAACUACAAAUAAACGAAGAGGAACUAUAAAUAAACUAAGAGGACCUCUUCCAUUAAAAAUACAACCUGGAAGAACGUGCAAAAAAGUUCCCACAUUGUAUCAGCUAAAAACUGUAAGAAAAAUGAAGAAAAUUAGAAGUUCAUCUUUCUCUGAGAUUCCCCUGGAAAUAUUCCCUAAACAGGAAAACAUGCUUCUGGAGUCUUUGUACUUUCCAUGUAAACCACCAACAGUGGGAAAGGAAAUGGCUGUGAGUUUUGUACAUAUGUCAAGGCAGAGGGCCAAAAGGUGCAGUUUGUUGAACAGCUUGAAAUUUAGAAAAUGUACCAAAGAACCAGCAUUGUUGAGCAAGUUGUCUGCAGUGGCCAGUAAGCUCCUGGCCCCUGCCAAAAGCAGCCAUAACUUAGAACGUCUGCCAUAUUCUUCUGAAAUUCUUCCAGUGGGUGACAGGUACAGCCAAUGUAGAUCUAAAAAUCUCUUGGAAGCCUUUUCUUGCAUUAACAGGAAUGUACACUCACGCUGGGCUGGCAGCUGCUGCACCAAGAUGUUCAGCUUUCAGCCUUUGGCACUUUAUCCUGCAGAAACUACCAAAAUACUUUCUUCAGACUUAAGCCACAAGCCUCCAACCUCUUUGUUGGACACCUCAGUUUUCCCAAUUUCUUUUCACAUAAAAUUGGACUCCAGUCCUGUGACAGACCUCAGAGAGAUUACAUCCCAGCACUCAGUACAUCACAGCCCAGUUUUCAGAGAAACGCCAGCACCAGCUUCAAAGUGGACUUUUCUCCUGUCUCAGAGCUGUUCAGAUGCAACAGCUUUCAAGGAAGAUUCGAUUGUAAAUAAUGAGCUUCAUUCCUCUCACUCCACGCCAGCCCCCAGGACUGUUGCUGUUCAACCUGAACCUGGAAGAAACACUGUAGCUGGAAGAAGAGGAGGUUGUUCCAUGCAUGGCCUUCACACAGUGUUAGCACUUUCUUCCUCUGGAUGUUACAGGAUUUGGACAAGAAGGAGAAACUUAACCAGUCAUAUUCCUACCAUCCAGAGACUAUUUAUAUCGCAGUUGGCACAGGGUUUGAAAGGGGACAGGUACCCAAGGUGUCUAUCUGAUGACCUCGUCUCCUCAUUGCCAUACUCACUGGGCAGGGUUUUGUCCAUGUGGAGUCAGCAUGGUCCUUCUGCCCGUCCUGAAAUCACUCCUCUCCAUUCCCAUCACUGCAAGUGGCAGCCAAGUGUGGGCUUCGAGAACAGCUGUGCCAUGUUGCCACACUUACCUGUGCAGAGUAUGGGAGCACUGCAGACUGCAGGCCAUGCCAUACGCCUGGAAACUUCAUUCCCUGUUCCGUUACCAAAGCCUUGUGCACUUCCAGAGUCACUGCCAUCUCCUCCCAGGCUUUCAGCAUCUGAGCUCCAGAUCCCUGUCCUUGAUGAAGCAGAUGCUUCUGUUCCAGCUUGUCUGAGAUCCCAAGAUGACACAGAACUGAAAAAAACGGAGGCAGAAAAGAGGCCAAAGAAAGUCUCACAGAUAAGAAUCAGGAAAACUGUUCCUAAGCCAGACCCUAACCUUACUCCAAUGGGACUACCCAAACCAAAAAGGCUUAAGAAGAAAGAAUUUAGUUUAGAAGAAAUUUACACAAACAAGAACUAUAAGUCCCCUCCUCCUGCCAGGAGCUUGGAAACAAUCUUUGAAGAGCCCAAGGAGAAAAAUGGACACUUGAUUUCUGUCAGCCAGCAAAAGAGAAAGCGGAUUCUAGAGUUUCAGGACUUUACUCUUCCCCGGAAAAGGAAGACACGAGGCAAAAUCAAAGCAGUGGGUAGUUGCACCCGAGCAAAAAGAGCUGCACUGCAGAGUGCAGAGUUAGAUGUUCUUCUGAGUCAGAAGCUAAUGGACCUUGAAGCCUUUUUUGCAGAGGAGGUUGAGCAGGAGCAGGCCUCCAGCAUCUGAGGGAGCCACUUAGCUGGAAGUGGUCCAGUCAGCUUCUUUAGUAUUUUCUUCUUGGGAGAAAUCUACUGACUUCUUCAUACCUGACUCUGCCACUCUGUUCUAACAUCUGAUAAUCAGUUUUUGGCUGUGACCCUCUUUAAGGUGCUAUUUUUUUCUUUUUACAUGCUGUUGGAGGGAUUCUUCUAAGUCCCUGUUUGAGUGUAACACAGCCACGUGAAGUUUACCCUUCUUUCUAAACCUCUGGAAAUUAAUGCUUAUAUUUAAUUAAUUAUGUUUAAAUGUCUUUUGGGGGUAUUGUAGAAGUGUCAAGGAAGAAGUAGUGCACCUUCAGUGAUGCUAGAACUCUGUACUCCAGAUCGUUUGCACAUUUGAGUCUGCUGUUGUUACUGUAAUGGCUAUUUUUAACAAGCUGAUAAGAGAGAUGGUGUUAGAUAAAGAAAAAUUCUAGGAAACACAUUCUUGAUAUACCACUAACCUUUUGAUAAUUAAAAGUAUCUGUUUAGGUUUGCAUUCAGUUGUUUCUUGCUUCUGUUAACUUAGAAGGUUCCUUCGCCCUUCCUGGUUCCAGGCAGCAGAAACCUCACAUAAUUAGACUAAAUAACUUGCACUUUGUAUAUGUUUCUUUUAACGUGAUUGAACUCAAAAAAGGUAAUGUAUUAAAGAAAAAUGGAGCCCAGUACUAUUUUUUUCCCGAAUAGCAGAUUUUUUACUUAAUUGGCUGAUGCCAAUCUCUUCUCCAGAGGAGAAAGUAAUUGGUCCAUGAGGAUGUUAAACUGCAGGACACACAGGUAGAGAUUUUUAACUGAGCUGAGCUGCUACAUGCAGGGAACACCAGCAGAAUCUUUGAUACUUGUUUUAAAGUUAUUUUAAUUCCAUUCAUACUAACUUGAUUUUAACGUCAAAAAGAAGGGUUUUUUUUACCAUUUUAGAUUUACAAUUCCUGUAGCUCAUAAUUAGAUAUUCUCUGUACAGCACUCCUGUACAUAAUAGCCAGUGUUGUACAAAGAGCCUCCAAGUACGUGGACAUUGUUUUCAUUAUGUAAGGCCAUACGUAAUUAUCUGAUGCAACACUGGGCAAUUUCUCAGCUCUACCAUUGGAAGGAAGAGAGCUCCCUUCUGGCAUAACUUCUGUUAAACUUAACUUGAAGCAUAAUUCCAAUGCUAGCUGCAGUUCAGGUAAUUUCUGUCCCUUAGUGCCUAGAGAAGUUAUUCAGGCAAAGCUGUCAUUGCUGGGAUGCUCAAAUUUAAUUAGUCUGUUCUUUCUUUCACUUGUCACUUGAACUUGCACUUUCUUAUUUAUCUACCCAUAAAAAAGAGUUUCUAUUAACCUUCAAAUUGAGCAAGUAUCUAGUGGGUGGGUAUUUUUAUUUAAGUCCCAAUAAAUGCAGGACUGGAAAUACCAUCACUAUCUUCUGUUCUCUACCACUUCUGCUACUGACCAAACAGAAAACUAAAUGUUAAUAAGCAAUCUGUUGAAUUUCAGAGCUUUGAGAGUAGAGAAAUGGAAGAGGAUUAUUGCACUGUGUGUGCCUGAGUCUUGAAAGAAAUCUAAUCUGGGUUUGUUUUGCUCCUAGAUUAUGUGCUGGGAUUUGUAAAAGUUUAUAUUCUUGUUUUGAGAGCUAAUUAUCUUUAAUCAGGAAGACUGAAGGAAAGAGAGGAGUGCACACUUAGAGUAGUAGUGUUUGGAGUUUGAGGGUAAAAUAACAAGGCAAACUUUGAACAUAUUGACAUAGUAUUUUUCUGGUUAACCUGUUAGGCUAUUGUAGAACAUUCUAAUUGAUCCUCUUUAUUUUUGUAAAAAGAAAUCCCUAAAAAACAAAGGUCAAAUGCCUCCUAAAAAAUGUUUGAAAGUUUCCCUGUGCUGGCUUAUUAGCCUAAUUAUUGACAAGUUGAAAGUGGGAGCAAGAGUGAGAGAUAUAUUUUUAUGGAUUUAUGCUAUAGAAUGGGAUUGUUACAGAGCAUUCAUUCACUCUCUAUUAAUAUGGGAGGCUUCAGUGCUGUGACACAAGUAAGCUGUAACCUUACUGGGGCUUUCAAGAAAAUAAGACUAGGGUUGGGGGGAAGAGACCUGGGUCCAGAAAAAGUUCAGACCUCUAAUGUGCUGCAAAACAUGGAAUGUGUUGAGUCUUUUCCUUAGGGUUAUGUUGGAUCUUGUUUGCUUUCUUUAGGGUGGGUUUUUUAAAUUUUCUUCCCUGGUCUCUCUUGUUUCUGACUGCAUUGAAAUAAAAUUUUUUAACUUUUUUUCUACAAACUACAGCAGAGAGAGCAGAGCAAAGAUAACACUCAAAUUCUCUUCAGUUUACACUAAUUGGAGGAGUUACAAAAUGAGAUUGCAGUUGUCUAGUUUCUCCCAGACCUUAGUUUGUGGAAACCCAAAUACACAGCAUUAUUCUCUUUUGGUUUAGUGUUUGUAUGACAACAUAAGCUAAUAGAGACCAAGCAUCUCUUCUCCCCUCCAGCAUACAGGUGUCAGUCCAGCUUGUGCACUUUUUUGUAUUUUCCUUUCCCACCUCUGCUCCUGUUUACAGCAGUCAUGGAACAGCCAUGUUCCUUGUGGCUGCUGCUUGCACACUGGGAGUGAUGACUAGGCAAAAGCUGGGCAUUUGCCAUUCUGAGCUGCUUCUGUCACAGCUAAUUGAAAAAAAAAAAAAUGUGUAGAGGAUUCAUCUUUUGGGGUCCUGCAUACAUCCCUAGCAGGAGGAUAUGUACACUUGCCUUUCCAUUAAGCAAACUCACUCCAGUGAGGAUGUUUUUGUAUCACCAUGAAAAGUACAUCACAGACUGAUGACUAGAGUAGCUUGAGAAGGAUUGCAAAGCGUUGGCUAUGUCCUCUCUCUUAGUAGUAAGUUUUGUAGAGCCAGGCAGCUCUUUGCUAAUUUUGCUAAUUGUCUGAGAUAGAAAGAUCACUUUCAAAAAAAAAAAAAGAAAAAAAAAAUCAUUGUUUUCAUCAUGCUAUGGCUGGAGCAGCUAAGGCUCCUUAAUGUUUGGUACAGCAUUUGCCUGGGUGUCUGCAUACAUUUGAGUUCUGGUGCUUGCUGGAUAUAAUUUCCUGCAAGCAGUUCUCAUUCAUUGUAUUUUAUUUCAGGUGGGCCUUUGGUAUAUUAUGUUCCAGGUGCUUUUCUAGAGUAUGGAUUGUAACUGUGGAUUAAAAGUCCAUAUGAUGCUAUCAAGUUAACAUAUAGCUCAAUGAGAAUUUGUACACUUGUGCCAUUAGCCUCCAUCAUGCUCUUGGCAUUUUGUUUCUGUUCAAUAUUGUGUGAAUCUAAAAUUUUACUGUUUCUUUUGUGUGUGUUUUUAAUUUAUGGAAAUAAAAUUUUCUGAGAACUUU
Molecule: messenger RNA, 11300 nt
Organism: Cinclus cinclus
Lineage: Eukaryota; Metazoa; Chordata; Aves; Passeriformes; Cinclidae
Gene: PRR14L
Product: proline rich 14 like
Exons: 8
Coding region: 455-7972 (2505 amino acids)
Source: RefSeq, a predicted model, not a curated record